This is a messenger RNA of Actinia tenebrosa (Australian red waratah sea anemone), 3194 nucleotides long. RefSeq lists its product as uncharacterized. NCBI's taxonomy places the organism in Eukaryota, Metazoa, Cnidaria, Anthozoa, Actiniaria, Actiniidae. The record is from RefSeq and is a predicted model, not a curated record.
CACACACACACACACACGAUGAAGCUGCCUCAAGAAUCAGGUUUUAUACUGAGCGGGGCAUAUGAUAAGAAUCAUAACAUUUAGUGCUACUGAAAUACGUAUUAUUUAAAAAGUUGAGAAAUUAUUCGAAAUUUAUAUAAACUAUAAUUAUACUGUAGUACAGCGUACUUCUUGCCAUCAAAAGUAUAGUCAGAGGAAGUUGCGGGUUUUCAGUUUGUUUUCGACUUUCGCCGAAGUACUGAGGAAGAAACCACGGUUAACAAUCGGUCAUCUUGACUGACUAGUUUCGAAGGAAUGUGAGGUCAGCUUGCAAAAAGAUUCAGUGCAAACAAUCCCACGAUACCCGACGACCCUAAAUAACGCCAUCUAGCAGCUAAAAACAGCAAAUACUGAAAGACAAGGCAACAACGACCUGACAGUAAAAAAGAAAUGAGACGAAACAAGAGGGUCUUGCUGUUCCUCCUGGCUGGAAUGAAUGCAUUAAUAUUCUUUGUCUUACACUUUAACAUGACUGAAUUUCGUCCAUUGAGAGAUCACUACAAAAUCUAUAAGAUGGUCAUCAAGGAAGUCUUCCUCGAGCGAACGAACCUUAAAGACACAUCAAUUCUAACAAGUGAAGAAAACGCGCGUAGACUAAUGCGUGAGGAGACAGAAACAGAAGGUUACUUUCCAGUGGAUGGAAGGAACAUUUGCCCUUACCUUGGAAUAAGAAAAAUUCCUUACUUUACUACUAGAACAAACAGUUCCACGUCGAAUACUUAUUGCAAAUUGAGGGUACCGUCAAAAGUUGAAUGCAAGAAAGCCUACAAAAGCUAUGGCAUAGGGGAGAAAGCUGAGAAAUGCCAGGAAGAAAAUAACAAGAAGGACCUUUGUUAUUUUACGCAUAUCAACAUGACAACAACAAAGAAAGUUAAUCUCAAAUGUGAUCUAACACCGUGUGGGAAAAACUCGGUCUUUGUGGCUAGUAUUGAUCCAAGGAAUGGCGAGCUUGAAGACAAAGCCAAAUGGAAGGAAUUCUUUCAAGUCGCUGAGCUAGAAGCAAGUUUACCUGAAAUAAUUGAGGAGAACUUCAAAAAUGGCUUCCAGUUUUGUUUCUUAUCUUGUCUUUCUGCUUCAGGAAGUAAUACUAUCGAAACUUUGUUGAUGUUUCCUCCUCGAAUACCGAGAAAGAAUCAAGCAAGUGUUAAUAGUGUGCUUAACAUCAACGUGGUGGUUUUAGAUUCUGUUUCCCGGCCUCAUUUUUAUCGAUCUCUUCCAAAAACUGUGAAAGCAUUGAGAGAAAUUUCCUACAACGAUUCUCUGGAUGCUAUGGUUUUAGACUACGAGCUCUUUCAAAGUAUUGGUCCAUAUACGUACAUCAACAUGAAGGCAUUCUUCACCGGUAACUCUCUUUACCACGCCGAGAAAAGUGUCCAGAUCAACAGUGACUACCAGUAUUACUACGGCUUUGAUGUAUUUUACAGAAAGCUAAAAGAAAAAGGUUUUUACACUUUGUUGCAAGAAGAUCUAUGUUGGUACGAUGUCUGGGGAACUGUUAUGGGUAACACAAGGAAGGAUUUUUCGAAGGAUCGUGAUGCUAAGGACAGGAUAAAAAGAUGGCGACGUCUUCUUCAAGAUAUCAAAAACAGCUAUAUUGACGACACGGGUAUAACGCAUGCAACCUGCAAUGUCCUGAACCAGUACGGUGUAACCAACCCCUUUACCAAGCCUAAGAAAAUCUGUUAUGCAGGGAAAGUUUUUAUUCAAUAUUUUUUAGACUAUCUUGAUAAAGUAUUUUCUCAAAGUAAUGGAUUGAAAGAGAGAAGUUCUCGUAUUUUUGCAUAUACUCAUUUCAAUGUCGGGCACGAGAACACAGGAAGAAGAAUACAACAAGCCGAUGAAAGCUUGUCGAAAUACCUGAGGAAAAUGGCUGAAGAUCAAAGCACCUUGACCUUGGUUUUCUCUGAUCAUGGGCCUAAAACUACUGAUUAUUCCAUCCAUUCUCUGGAAGGCAUGUAUGAGCUGUAUAACCCAUUCAUGUUUAUCAUUAUGCCUGAGAAAAUAGCCUCAAUUAUAGGCGCAAAAAGGAUAAGAAACUUAAUAAAUAACCAGAAGCGUGUCAUUACGUUGAAGGAUGUCCACGGAGCCUUGACCUCAAUCUUAGAAUUCGACUACAAUUUUGACAAACUUGCAAAGCCAGUCCAAAGAGAAGGGAUAUUUAGUGCAAUACCAGAACAUAGACAAAUUUGUACCUAUGAAACUCUGUGCAUUUGCAAAGGAAAUGAAAAAUGGUUUUCUGAUAAUGAUGCUCAUUUUACGUGGGUCGCCGAGUUUGCGAUAGGUGAACUUAACAACCAAAUCCAGCGGCUUUAUUCAAUGGGCAUGCGCAACACCAGUACUGUUGGAGGAUUUGGAAACUGUCAGAGACUGGUUGGAAAACGUUUUAAAAAAGUUCAUCUGAGGGAAGAUGAUAAGAACUUCUUUGUGACAAUGGAUAUUACGACCAGCCCUGUAAAUGUAGAAUUUCAAGUGCAUGUCAAGUAUCCGAAAACGCCUGCAUCGUUCAAACGUCGCUUUACAAAGAAAACCCUCUUUGCAAGACUCUUGAAUUUCCGACGUCUGACAACCUACCAGGAUUAUCAUGAAUGCAAAGAUCCCUAUGUUUCCAUACAGCUGUGUGUCUGCAAGCGAUCCAUCUUCAAUAACGCAGUAGAAAGAGGAAAAAGCAGUAUGUGGAAAUGGACGACCAUGGAUUCCCCUAAAGCAGUCCACGAAGUUAUGCGUCGCCAAGGAAACCUUGGGGCCAAUCAGAAGAUAGUAAAUCUCGACGACUCAGAUUGUCUUUAUUUGAUUAGCAGGUCAUAUGCGAAUCAAACUCUAGUGUACGAAGUUGGGAACGCGUGCACAGAGCGUCGCUACAUGGUUCAUUUUACAGGUCAUUCUGUCAGCAAAGUGCAGCCAUCCGUGUCUUUUCCCUUUACUGUAGAUGUAAAACCACUGACACUACAUUUUAUUCUGACUGUUUACCACUACAGAAAGCCUUUCGAUUUUAAGCCUCUUGUUACAUUUCGUAUUCAUUCUUAUUAAGAAAUAUCUUUUUUAGUACAAACCUACCAAUAAUAUAAUAAUAAUAAUAAUUUAUAUGGCUUAUAUAGCGCUUAUACAAGUCUGUUCUAAGCGCUUAGUAACAUAACGUUAAAGGAAUAAAUAAAUAA